UUGGUAACAAUGGGGAAGAUAAUGGCUGAUUGAGCUACGUCUCCGAGCUGGCGCUGUUCUAGAGGCGGGUCUCUUGCCCGGGUUUAGAGGCGCGUUAGAACGCGGCGGCGGCGGCAGCACAGCAGCUCAGCGGAGGUCCCAGUGGCGGCAGUGGAGUCCAGUUGAGUACCCUCCUGGCCGAAACACCGUAGCUGAGUGAAGAAGAUUAAAAUCCAGAUUAUUGGAUUUCAAUACUAUGUCCUAAAAGACAGAUAAUUUUCCACUUGUUCAUCAAGAUGGAGAACUCAGAUUCUAACGAUAAAGGAAGUGACCAGUCUGCAGCUCAGCGCAGAAGUCAAAUGGAUCGCUUGGAUCGGGAAGAGGCUUUUUAUCAAUUUGUAAAUAAUCUCAGUGAAGAAGAUUAUAGACUUAUGAGAGACAACAAUUUGCUGGGCACCCCAGGUGAAAGUACUGAGGAAGAGUUGCUCAGAAGACUACAACAAAUUAAAGAGGGUCCACCACCACAGAGCCCCGAUGAAAAUAGAGGAGCUGGAGAGUCUUCAGAUGAUGUGACCAACAGUGAUUCUAUAAUAGAUUGGCUUAACUCAGUCAGACAGACCGGAAAUACAACAAGAAGUGGUCAGAGAGGAAACCAGUCCUGGAGAGCAGUGAGCCGGACUAAUCCAAACAGUGGUGAUUUCAGAUUCAGUUUAGAGAUAAAUGUUAACCGUAAUAAUGGAAGCCAAACUUCAGAGAAUNAAAAUGAACCAUCCACUAGGCGUCUUAGUGUAGAAAACAUGGAAAGCAGCAGCCAAAGGCAAAUGGAAAAUUCUGCAUCUGAAUCAACAUCUAAAGAGACCUUGAAAGGUCAGUCNUGA
Mus caroli (Ryukyu mouse) is the source of this 857-nucleotide messenger RNA. RefSeq names its product ring finger protein, LIM domain interacting (gene Rlim). Gene Ontology annotation, molecular function: ubiquitin protein ligase activity. Lineage: Eukaryota; Metazoa; Chordata; Mammalia; Rodentia; Muridae. Gene Ontology annotation, biological process: protein ubiquitination; ubiquitin-dependent protein catabolic process; random inactivation of X chromosome. The record is from RefSeq and is a predicted model, not a curated record. Gene Ontology annotation, cellular component: nucleus.